This is a messenger RNA of Paramuricea clavata, 1476 nucleotides long. Lineage: Eukaryota; Metazoa; Cnidaria; Anthozoa; Malacalcyonacea; Plexauridae. The record is from the annotation of a GenBank genome assembly.
UGUAAAGAAUGGGGCUUCCACCUCCACGACACCUUUGGUCCGUUACUUGGCACUGGCGAUUAUGGGCAUUUGAUAAUUGAACAUGCUUCAAUGUUGAUGAGAACAUUUGGGUCCAUGAGGGAAUUCAGUAAUCAAGAAUUUGAAAGUUCGCACAAGGUCAAUCGAAGAUUGUACCAGCAGGCCGCCAACCACAAUAUCCAGGCAAAAGAUUCAUCAGGUUUGUGAAAAGGCUUAUAGGAUGAGGGAUUAGAUAUAGCUGUACAUUAUAAUUAUUGAUGUUUGCUCUCAAACCCACUCAGGAUUAAAGUUAGGUGGUAUACCGGUAUUCCUAGUAUUGGUAGUUUGCAAUCAACGCCAUCUUGGUUGAUUUUCGAUAUGAACUCCAUAUUUUCUAUUGCUGACUGAUUCUAGCCAUACACACCGUACGAGUAUGAAUGUGUCUAAUAAUAAUAUCGUUAUCUGUUUGUAAAACAAUCCAGGAAAUAGCAAAUUAAUUAACUCAACUUCACCACUGCAACGGCUAAAGAACACUUUAGAAUCAACCAAACACCAUAUAAUCAUUUAACAAAACAAACGCAUGAUAACUUUUUCUACUUUUUUUCCAUUUUCCUAGAAUUUUGGAUCAUUGGAUGUAAACUAGCUGUAUUUACUGUAGAUCGCACAUUUGCUUAAAAAAACUGUAACAGCGUAUACAGAUACAAAACGGUUUUUUUAUAUCGUAUAGUACAUUACAGGGGCCGGUUGUAUAAAAAAGUAGUUAACUAUAGUCAGUGUGAAAGUUGACCAAUUGGGAUGUUGUAUUUAAGAGUUAACUACUUUUUAAGUACCUGUUUUGUAGUUAAGUCUUUUGUACAACUGGUAUUGAAAUUUUAAUACCGCCCAACCUUAGUCAGGAUUCACUACUCUACUCUACUCUACUGUACUUAUAAAAUUGGUUAUACUAUUUAUUGUACUAUUCAUUUGUUGCAUGGAACUUCAUGAUAAUUAUUAGCAUUAUUUUGUGUAUUUUCUUGUAGUUAAACAGAUUUUAACCCACGUUUACAUUGAUAAACUGUUGUUUCUUCGACUGCCAUUGAAAAAGGCAUUUGAGUGCUUUCAAGCAGGUAAGCAUGAUGCUUAUGUAUUCCAACAACCUUACUACACAAAUGCAACUUAUUCUUGUACAAAUUUAUUUCUAGUCUUGAGAAACACUAACUGUACAAACUAAAUUUUCUCAACCUGAGUAACCAUACAGUAUUUGACUUAUGGCUAUACUCCUGACACAUUAAAUACUGCAACACAUAGCCUUCGCUUGAAGAGUCGAAUUUUUAUCUUUUAUAGGUAGUUAAUUCAUAACAUACCCAAGCCUGUCCAUAUGUAACUUAAUUAUUAUAAAUGAUUUGUGCACCAUUUCAAACAAACUUAAUUCAUGUUUUGUUUCAGAAAAGGAAUUCUACUUCCGUGGCUGUGGUUGGAAGGCAAAAAAAAUGAAAUGGU